Nicotiana tabacum (common tobacco) is the source of this 1282-nucleotide messenger RNA. Its product is annotated as protein RGF1 INDUCIBLE TRANSCRIPTION FACTOR 1. NCBI's taxonomy places the organism in Eukaryota, Viridiplantae, Streptophyta, Magnoliopsida, Solanales, Solanaceae. The record is from RefSeq and is a predicted model, not a curated record.
CCCAUCAUUUCUCUCACCCCCUCCACUUCCUCAAAGCCUAAACCCCCAUCUCUCUCUCUCUCUUUCUCCAAUAAAUUCUCUCCCUCAUAUUGCCACUCUUUUUUCUCUGGAGAAAGAAAAAAAAAACAAAGCGUUACUACUGAAAAGUAUUUCAAACUGGCGAUCGACAACCAAGAUAUCACAAUCCGUGAAAUCAAGCCUAAGAACAGGCGUAUCAUGGGACCUGAUGAAGAUGACAAUAGGUGGCCUCUUUGGUUGAAGCCAUUACUAAGUGAACGAUUCUUUGGUCAAUGCAAAUUACACGCUGAUUCCCAUAAAAGUGAAUGUAAUAUGUACUGUCUUGACUGUAUUAAUGGCCCUCUUUGCUCUCUCUGUUUAGCCCAUCACAAAGACCAUCGUGUUAUUCAGAUAAGGAGGUCAUCGUACCAUGAUGUGAUAAGGGUUAAUGAAAUUCAGAAAUAUUUGGACAUUUCUUCAGUUCAGACAUACGUUAUCAACAGUGCUAAAGUUGUGUUCUUGAAUGAAAGGCCACAGCCUAGGCCAGGCAAAGGGGUGACUAAUACAUGUGAAGUCUGUGAAAGAAGUCUUCUUGAUUCCUUCAAAUUCUGCUCUCUCGGUUGCAAGAUUGUUGGGACCUCAAGUAAUUACGUGAAGAAGCCAAAGAAUUCGCCGGAGAAGAGGAGGACGCCGGCGACGGCAUCGGAAUCUGAAGAGUCUUACAGUAGUAGCAGCAGCAGCCAUGGCCGGAGAAACAAGAUUCAAAGUUUCACUCCGUCAACGCCACCUCCAACUUCUGCUAAUUACAGAAUGGCCAAACGCAGAAAGGGAAUUCCUCAUCGAUCCCCAAUGGGAGGACUAUACAUAGAUUAGUAUUUGCAUCGCAGUCCUUCAAUUUACAUCUAAAAUGCAUAUUGUCUAUACUAAUACAGCCUAGUUAUCAUAAUAAUGCAGCUCCUCAAAAACCCACCAAACACUAGUGCUUUCUCCAAAAUGGCCAGUGUUUGUGAGCUCUUUCAUCCAUAAGAGAUGUAUUGUAUAAAUUGGAGGGGUGGAAGUUGAAAUAAGAAAAUAUGAAAGGACUAAUAUAGUAAAGUUAGAAAGUGGGCUUAGAAAAUAAGCUACUACUACUAUAGUUUGAUGAACUAUUAGAUAGACUGGCUUUUUAGUUGUUUAUACCUAAGUUUUGAUUGUCUCUUUCAGCCUGUGUAAUCUAAAAUGUAAAUAUAUUGUAAAUGGUUGGAAUACUUAACAAAGUGUCGACAUCUGGAAUGAAGCUUUAGCA